Stegodyphus dumicola is the source of this 955-nucleotide messenger RNA. Its product is annotated as protein lethal(2)essential for life pseudogene. The record is from RefSeq and is a predicted model, not a curated record. NCBI's taxonomy places the organism in Eukaryota, Metazoa, Arthropoda, Arachnida, Araneae, Eresidae.
AAAACUAAGUAUUCUGCUAGAGCGGGAAAUAGAAGAAGAGCGGUAUAAAUACAGGCGCUCAAGAAAUGUCAGCCCCUUACCAGUGGUGAGUCCGGAAGCAUUGUGAGCCUGUUAUUUAACAAGUAUUCUUUGUGCUCCUGAAAGUUCUUGUCAACCAUGUCUCUCCAGUCUGUUCUUCCGCUGUUGUUUCAAAGAGGUUGGUGGGAUAUCUUUGAUUAUCCUCAAUGUAUAAUGGAUCAGUGUUUUGGAAAUGAAUUGCAUGAAAAUGACCUUCUACCAUCUUUUCCUACCUACCGUGGAACGCUCGUGAGAUCUCGUACGCAAGCUAAUAUUGAUGCAUCUGGAAAGUCUAUGGUCAAGAAAGACGACAACCACUUUGAAGUCGCUUUAGAUGUUAGUCAGUUCAAACCGGAAGACCUGGAAGUGAAAAUUGUCGGUAACUUUGUUGUCAUCCACGGCAAGCACAAUGAAAAAAAUGACGAAAAUGCAUUGGUUUCUAGAGAAUUCAAGCGUCGUUACAUGUUACCUCGAAAUUGCGAAACGGAUAUGAUAACGCCAAGUCUCGGCUCUGAUGGGAUUUUAAAAAUCAGAGUUCCAAAGAAAGUUAUUCAAGAAUCUAAAGAUGAAAGAAUAGUACCUAUUUCUAAAGAAGAACCUAAGUCCGUUGAAUAUAGGAAAACAUCUUCUCAAGAGGAAAUUACUACAAAGACCUCAGAAUGAACAGUGUCUUAAUUCUGUAAGUUUUCUCUACUGGCUCUUUAGUACAAGUUGUCUGCUUAACGUGCUAUUGUCUUCCCUCCUACUCAGAGACUUUAAACUACCUGAAUUCCAAGUUGAAUAACUACUAAUAUGCAAUUGAGUUAAAAUUGCUUUCUCUUUGAAUUUAUUUGUUAAAAUAAGUUUAAUAUUCAAGUUGUGUGAAAUGGAAGCAAAAUAAAACUUUGAAUCCUCUGUA